Messenger RNA from Moneuplotes crassus, 965 nucleotides. The record is from the annotation of a GenBank genome assembly. NCBI's taxonomy places the organism in Eukaryota, Ciliophora, Spirotrichea, Euplotida, Euplotidae.
UGAGAGAAGCUUCACUCUUCUGUUGCUUAAUUUAAUAAUCACAAGAGCACAUCUGUAUACUCUCUGCAUUUUCUCUGAUCCCUCUUUAGCUUCUCAACCUCCUUUAAGAUUAUAACAUAAGUUGGGAAAUAAGUGAGUUAAUAAUAAAUUUGGUGUACAAAAUUUUAGACAUAGCUGUUAGCACAGACUGAUGCAAGCUUAACAGCAUUAAUGAAGAUAAAGUAUCUCACCCUAUAGUUCUGACCAAGACUCUCUUAUUUUUAGAAUUAUAUAUCAUAAUUAUUCUACUAUAAAUAUUGUUACUAAUAAUUUUAGAAAUAAUGGACAAAGUUGUUUCAAAGAAUUCAGCCUCAAUACAGGAACUAGGAGUAAAGUGCAAGCAAAGCGGAGUAACUUCAGAGCAUAUAUCAAAAGAUGUAAGUAGCUGCUUUUUCAAAGGGUACUUGGCUAAAACUACACUUCAAGGGAGUAAAUCUAGAACUAUUCCUCAAGAGAAGAUUGUUAAGAAAGAGUCUAUAUUAGGCUCAACAACUUUACUAAUCCCCAAGAGUCUUUUAAAGAAGGAUUUUAAAGGAUUCAAAAAGUUUAAGAGGAUUUUAAAGUUACCAUUAAGAUAUAAAAAGAGUAAACCAAAAUCAAUUUUAAGCUUCUCACUGAGCAACGAGAGACCAGUGAAAUUGAUAUCUAGACUUUCUUCUCUCAACAGAUCAAAGAGAAUAAUAAAGAACCAGACUCCCCCAUUAUCAUCUUCAUCUGGGAAGGAAAGUUUAUGAAAUACGUUAACUAGAUCUACAUCGAAAUCUAUAAAAACCAGAGGAAAGUUUAGCAGCCUAUCAGAUUUCCAUAUCCAAAGGCCAAAGAAAAAGCUGCUUAAUGGCUUAAGCAACAAGGUGAGAUCUCUGGCCGAUGCAGAUUACAUUAAGAAAUUGAUGGUGAAACCUCCUAUUUAUCCAGUACAAAAGUAA